GGACCCGCGUCCUGUCCUGAACAAGGUUCCCCGGCGGCGGCGGCGGCUGCUCCCGCGCCUGGGUGGCGCCGGCGCGAUGUCGGGCUUCAGCCCGGAGCUGAUCGAUUACCUGGAGGGGAAGAUCUCCUUCGAGGAGUUCGAGCGGCGGCGAGAGGAGCGCAAGAGCCGCGAGAAGGAUGGCGAAAAUGCGUCUGCUGAGGAAAAUGCUGAGGAUAUAGAGGCUCCGUCUUCAUCCAGAAAAGCAUCUGGCAAAUCCCAAAGUCAGGAUGAAACUGAUGGAGAAACUUCAGAUGGCGUCAGUAAAUCUGUUCAUCGGGUCUUUGCAUCCAUGCUUGGGGAAAAUGAAGAGGAGGAGGAGGAUGAUGAAGAGGAAGAAGAAGAAGAAGAAGAAGAAGAGGAAGAAGAAACUACUGAGCAACCCACAGCUGGAGAUGUUUUUGUGUUGGAGAUGGUACUUAAUCGAGAGACCAAGAAAAUGAUGAAAGAGAAAAGACCUCGCAGCAAACUUCCUCGUGCCUUGAGGGGUCUGAUGGGAGAGGCCAAUAUCAGAUUUGCUCGAGGAGAACGUGAGGAGGCUAUCCUAAUGUGCAUGGAAAUCAUUCGACAGGCUCCUCUUGCUCAUGAGCCGUUUUCCACUCUUGCCAUGAUCUAUGAAGACCAGGGUGACAUGGAAAAGUCGUUACAGUUUGAACUGAUUGCAGCUCACUUAAAUCCUAGUGAUACUGAGGAGUGGGUUAGACUAGCAGAAAUGUCACUGGAACAGGACAACAUUAAACAGGCUGUUUUUUGCUACACAAAAGCUCUGAAAUAUGACCCAACCAAUGUGCGUUAUCUGUGGGAGAGAUCAAGCCUGUAUGAACAGCUGGGGGAACACAAGAUGGCAAUGGAUGGCUACAGGCGUAUUUUGAAUCUCCUGUCUCCCUCUGAUGGAGAGCGCUUUAUGCAGUUGGCUAGAGACAUGGCAAAGAGUUACUAUGAAGCCAAUGAUGUGACCUCUGCUAUUGAGAUAAUAGAAGAAGCCUUUGCUAAACACCAGAGCCUUGUCUCUAUGGAAGAUGUUAACAUUGCAGCUGAACUAUAUAUUUCUUCCAAACAGUAUGACAAAGCACUGGCGGUUAUUACAGAUUUUGCAGGAAUUGUACUUGAAAAGAAAGUAUCAGAAAAAAGUCCAACCAAGGAUAAAAAAGAUACAGGGGCAGCGGUAGAAACUCAGGAAAGCCAGGAGGCAGUGACUGAUGACCAAAGUAAUCCAGUUGCUGAAUCCAGUGCUGCACCUGUGGAGAAGGUCAGCUGCUGCAUUCCUGAGGGUGUUCCCAUAGACAUCACGGUCAAGCUGAUGGUGUGUUUGGUUCACCUGAACAUCCUAGAGCCGCUCAAUCCUCUUUUGACAACUCUGGUGGAACAAAAUCCAGAAGAAAUGGGUGACUUGUAUCUGGACGUCGCAGAGGCAUUUCUGGAUGUUGGAGAAUACAACUCAGCACUGCCUCUCUUGAGUUCUCUUGUCUGUUCAGAACGAUACAACUUGGCUGUUGUCUGGCUUCGGCAUGCGGAGUGCUUGAAGGCUUUGGGACACAUGGAGCGUGCCGCAGAGAGCUAUGCCAAAGUUGUUGAUCUUGCUCCAUUGCAUCUGGAUGCAAGAAUCUCACUUUCAACACUUCAGCAGCAGCUGGGCCGACCUGAAAAAGCUCUGGAGGCUCUGGAACCAAUGUAUGAUCCGGAUACACUAGCUCAGGAUGCUAAUGCUGCCCAGCAGGAAUUAAAGCUACUCCUCCAUCGUUCGACACUGUUGUAUUCCCAAGGCAAAAUGUAUGGUUACAUAGACACUUUACUGACAAUGCUGGCAAUGCUGUUGAAGGUAGCAAUGAGCAGAGCUCAGGUGUGUUUGAUAUCUAGUUCCAAAUCUGGAGAGAGACACCUCUAUCUUAUUAAGGUGUCAAGGGAUAAAAUUUCUGACAAUGACGACCAAGAGACAGCAAAUUGCGAUGCGAAAGCAAUUUUUGCUGUUCUCACGAGUGUUCUGACAAAAGAUGACUGGUGGAACCUCCUCCUAAAGGCUAUAUAUUCCUUGUGUGACCUCUCCCGGUACAAGGAGGCAGAGCUACUAGUGGAUUCCUCACUGGAAUAUUAUUCGUUUUAUGACGAUAGACAAAAGCGCAAGGAGCUGGAAUACUUUGGGCUCUCUGCUGCAAUUCUGGACAAGAACUUCAGGAAAGCGUACAACUAUAUCAGAAUUAUGGUAAUGGAAAAUGUCAGUAAACCUCAGUUAUGGAACAUAUUCAAUCAAGUGACUAUGCAGUCUCAGGAUGUUCGUCACCAUCGCUUUUGUCUCCGCUUAAUGCUGAAAAACCCUGAUAAUCACGCAUUGUGUGUCCUAAAUGGGCAUAAUGCGUUUGUAUCUGGCAGUUUCAAGCAUGCUCUUGGACAGUAUGUGCAAGCUUUUCGUUCAAACCCAGAUGAACCUCUGUACAGUCUUUGUAUUGGCUUGACUUUCAUCCACAUGGCUUCUCAGAAAUAUGUGUUGAAAAGGCAUGCUCUUCUAGUACAGGGAUUCUCCUUCCUUCACCGGUACUUGGACCUGCGUGGACCAUGUCAGGAGUCUUUCUACAACCUUGGUCGUGGCCUUCACCAGCUGGGAUUACUGCACCUGGCAAUCCACUAUUACCAAAAAGUACUUGAACUUCCUCCUCUCGCCUUAGAGGGAAUAGAAACUGAUCAGACAGACUUGAGAAGAGAUACUGCCUUUAACUUGUCGCUUAUUUAUCAGAGCAGUGGAAAUACUAGAAUGGCUCAAAAGAUGUUGUAUACCUACGCAGUUGUAUGAUGAGGUUUGUGGCAAGGUGGAACUGAUACUCUCUGUAUUAACCCUUGCAUUAUGCAGUGCUGGGGAAACUGGUUUUAUGUACAACUUAUGUACGACUGUGGUCUGGGCACAACGCUGACAUGCUCAAGUGUGUCUGUUACUAGCUUUUCUUCUUAGAUGCAUUGCUCUGUAAUCUGAUACUCAGUCUUGUAUAUAGAAUCAAACAGUGAAAACUGAAGCCUGGUGUGGUUUGUUAGUUGGGUUUUUUUUUUAGGGAAAAUUUACAAUGUGCAAUAUUACAACGAGUUACCAGGUUGCUCAAGAAGCCAUAUUUACUGGUGAUGAGGGUUUUUUAAUGUGCAGCAGUAAAUUACUAUAAUAUAGAAGAAAUGGCCUCAUACUAAUCCCUAGAGGAUGGAGGACUCAGUAUUUUAAGAUCUUUAAAGUAUUCAGAAUUUUCUAUGAGUUCAUAUUCCUGGCAGCUCUUCUAUUUGAAGGAAAUUGUUUUCUGUUUUACUGAAAUCAGUGUGACCUUUGUUGUUCUUCUGAACUUGUUAAUAAAAAUGCUUAGGAUAAUGAUAAUGUUUACUCAUUCUCAGCAAUCUUGCUGAAUAGCUUACAGAAAAAUACAAUAUAACAUCAUACAGCUUAUUAUUUAACAUACAUUGCAAAUAGUCGGGGUUUGUAAUUAUUUCUGACAGUUGAAUGGUAGUAUAUGAUGGUGCAAGCAUGCUGCUUCCAACCCAGCAAGAGAAGCAGGAUGCAAUGCUUUAUCAUAAAGGAGUAUAUGGUUAUAUGUGUAUAUAGAAAUGGAUAUGUUAUGCACUACAGCAAAGUAGUAAGGCUGAAAAAUAUUUUUUAGCAAGGUAGCUUGCUGAAUAGAAAACAAAACCGUGCUGUUGCCUCCCAAGCACUCUUGUUACUUAUGGUAUCACAGCUAACUACUGCUGUUUGCUUUCAGCCCACUUUUAUAUGUGUUUGUGUUCUGUAAUCAUUUCACAUAAUUGCAAUCAGUGAUUAAGAAACAAGUCUGGUGGAGUUGCCUAGACUAAUUUUAAAGGUAAGAAUUUUAUCUCAAAUCAAACAUUAAAUUACAAUAAAUUGCAUGUCCACUUCGCCAGGGUUGGGCUGGGCCAAUAGUGAGAAGAAUAUAAAAGUAAGAAGCAAAUACCAAGAAAGUCUGACUGACCCACAAGAGGACGGAAUGUUUUUCUUGGAAAUAGCACUUGGCAGCACUGACUAAAUACAAGUCCCGUGCCAAGUUUGCAGAACUAUAAAUUAAAUAACUAUAAGCUGCAGAAGAAGGGAGAGGAUGACUCCCUUACCUCCAUAUUAUUUCUCAUUCUUUGUGAUACCGCAUUGCUGUUUCUGACAGGAUAGCAAACAGUUUGCUGUGUGAGCUGGAACUGACUUACAGCCUAUGUACAAGCAUAGCAUUGUUGCAUUAUUAUGGGGUAAAAAUUAUUCCAUUGAAGCUUUCCUUAUUCUUUAUUGGCCUUUUCACAUCACUGAUUUUUUUUCUUCUUGCAGCAAAUGACUCCUGUCCCUUCAUAUGAAAAAAGUUUCUCAUGUCUCAGGAAAUACAGCCCUCAGCACUGAGAUAAUGCUUAGAAAACAGAAGGCAGAAGUCCAGUACACUGAUUCCCUUUACAUUAUUCUUUUCCAAAACUGUCUAAAAUACUCAGAGUCCUAGUGCUUGUACAUUUUUAAAAAUAGACUUGACACAGAGAAAGAUUGUGGGUUUUUUUAAGAAUUGUCUUAAAAAUUGACCAACAUCAAGGCAUUACUAUUAAUUACUUUAUUUCUGAUCCUUAAUAUUGUUAGAAUUCUGAAGUAGUUUAGUUUUUAAACCUAGGAGGUAGAAAUCUUUAGCAUUCAUACAAAUAAAAAGGAAAAAUACGAUCUGAAUUCUGAUUAUUUUUAAAGUGCUUUCUAAAUUGUUUUUAAGCACCAAAUAACAGAAACUUGCGUCUAAUUAAACCCAGUCAAUACGGACUGGAAAAUUCAUACUGCUAGCAAAUAGUGUUCUAGAAGCAUGUUCUAAGCAAUUUUGAGCAUCUGGAAGGAAGAGAUACUAGUCUCAAUGCCAGUGAUCUAAAGCUUUCUCAGUAUUUGUGGAAAAAGCUAUAUUUGAAGAUAGAACUUAGCUGUAUCCAACUUGCAUUUAUGGUUACGAGAUAAACGAUCUUUUAUGAAGAUUCCUGGCAGUGUUCAAGACCAGAUUGGAUGGGCCUUUGAGCAACUUGGUUUAGUGGAACCCAUGGCAGGGUGGUGGAAACUACAUGGUCUUUAAUAUCCCUUCCAAACCUAACCAUUCUGUGAUUUUGCUUUUAUACAACAUUACAGGUAUGUUCUGUUGUGAUGUGGUGCAGUGGUAACAGAUUAGAUGAGACAAGACUUCAGACAAAGCCAGAGACAAAACAUGCUAUACAAAUGUGAGCUCCCCAAUCAAACGUUUGAACAGGCUCAUGUGAACUGAUCUGCUUAAGAGAAAGCCCAGAACAUGAGAUGUGUACAGAAAAUACAUAUGCUGAUCUAGGCUUUAAGUAUAUAGCCAGAGCUGUACUGUCCAGUACAGGGUGGGGUAAGUUUUAAACCACGUUUCACUCGCAGUGCUGCUAAUACAGUGCCUUUUUUUCCAGGCAGUGAAGUUGUGAACAUGUGCUGCACAUUCACCACUGUACUUUAUGUAAGGGAUGGGGGAUACACAAGGGAUUGCAAGUUUGAAACACAAAUAUUUUGGGGGGUAUGAGCAUCUGUGUGGGAUUUAUUUUGGCAUGCGCUGUAUUCACGUUUAGGCUUACCUGGCUCACAAGAACAUUAACACUGGGGGAGAUGAACCCAACAUGUCUCCUAAUUCUCCUUCACGGUAAGGACUAUUUUACUGAAAUGUAAAAUCAUAGAAUGGUUUGAGUUGGAAGGGACCUUCAAAGGUCAUCUAGUCACCCAGACCACCCCACCCCCAAAAUGAGCAGGGACAUCAACUAGAUUUGAUUGCUCAGAGCCCUGUCUAAUAUGAUCUUGAAUGUGUGGGAACAAACAGCAAGGCAGGAAAAGCUUGAAAUCCAGCCAUUAUAAUUUUGGGAAGGCUUUCAUAAGUCACUGGGAACAAGUGACAAAGAGGGAAAGAAUACUUAAAUCAAUGCCAGCCUCACCUGUCAGCAUGUUGGGAAUAUUCCUCAAGCCUCAUUAAAAGAAUUAGUAACAGUUUGGUCAACCACACUACAUAUAUUGUCAAACUACUUGGUUUAACCAUGAUAAUUUUGUCAACUGUUUAUUGCUAAAGAACUAUUUUAUAUAAAACAAACACUAACCCAAGGCAUACUUAAAAGACUGCUCAUAAAAGCAUCUACUGAUUGUCGUAAAACCAGAAUCAUACCUUUUCAGUUGUGCUUACCUGAUACCAGCAUUAGCAAGUGUAGAAAGAAGUUUGCCGUCUACAUUUGACGAAGGCCACAGAUUGAAAAG
Molecule: messenger RNA, 6268 nt
Organism: Athene cunicularia (burrowing owl)
Lineage: Eukaryota; Metazoa; Chordata; Aves; Strigiformes; Strigidae
Gene: GTF3C3
Product: general transcription factor IIIC subunit 3
Exons: 19
Coding region: 77-2821 (914 amino acids)
Biological process (GO): transcription by RNA polymerase III
Cellular component (GO): transcription factor TFIIIC complex
Molecular function (GO): protein binding
Source: RefSeq, a predicted model, not a curated record